Peronospora farinosa is the source of this 1713-nucleotide messenger RNA. Lineage: Eukaryota; Oomycota; Peronosporomycetes; Peronosporales; Peronosporaceae. The record is from the annotation of a GenBank genome assembly.
AUGAGUGGCAUUACUUCAAGUGAGUGGCAUUCCGUGGCCGAUCGGUUAGCACUUUUUAUGCAGCGUUAUGCUGUAUCAGAUGACAAGAUUGCAAGUACAUUAGGCUGGUCAAGAGAUCAAUUACGUGCUUAUUUAUCACCCAAAGCUCGACGUCUCAAAGCUCCGUCUGAUAUUGCAGAUACAGCGGUAGACAAGUUAUUGAUGCGAUAUCGUGUCGCGCUGGCGCAUCAAACGCUCAAGAAUGCAGUGGCUAAGCCACUAAAGCCUCUAGAUGGUGGUUCUAGGAGAUCUACUGCACCUACGCAGUUUGGACGCAAUACAGUCGAUAAAAAAAGUCUUAUCAUCGCUGAUGCAACAUCUAUGCAAUCGGCUGCAUCAGACGUGGAGCAGACAGUUACAGGCAAUAGAAAGCGAAAACGAAGGACUAUUGUACUUCCGUUGGAUGCGUCAGCUGCAAAAGUAAAGGCUAUGGUGUCUAAGGAAAAAGGCAGUAAGGCCAAUGUGGAUUCACGAUCGACAAUACAUCAGUGUGAUGUAUGGAAGACGCGGCAUUUGGCCAAGACGGAGCUUAUUUGCCCCAUUCGUCUUGACGUGGACUUGGAUGGCAUUCGAUUUCAGGACACAUUCCUUAUUAAUGCAGCUUUAACUACUUGCUCGCCAGAAAGACUUGCUUCCCAAAUAACCCAGGAUGAAAACAUGAGCGAAAAACAUAGAGAUGCUAUUGCCGAGUCGAUCCGGCGACAAAUUUUCAUGUUUACCUCGAAUUUAAGCAUCAAACUUAGAAAUGGGCGGCUAUAUCCCAUCUACCUGGAUCUCAUUAUCGACGGGUUUUCUUUGCGCGAUCAGUUUGAGUGGGAUAUUUCCAACGACUGUAAUGCCGCCCAGACGUUUGCUAGUACGCUUUGUGCAGACUUGAAUCUGCCGAAAGCAUUUGAGCCAGCCAUCGUAUUUUCAAUCUUCGAGCAGGUGAUGGCUUAUCGCUUUGCAUUAAAUGGGCACAAAUGGAUUGGGGCGAACCCGUUUCAAGUAAAAGGUACCGGCGUCACCUUGCCAACUUCCAGUGCAGGGUAUAUUGAGACAAUGCCACCCCUUGACGAUAUCGUACGUGACACAAACGACGCAAACUUAUGGCAGCCCGUAUUGAGUGAGCUAUCUAGCGAAGAGAGGACAUAUUUAUCUGCAAGAUUAACGGCUACUCGAGCCUCUACAACUUGGAAGAGCACGCCAGUGGUCUCACAAACUAAUGGGCGGUCAAAUCGACCAGCUCGGCCAGUAUUAAAGGAAAACCGCCUUCCCCGACCAGUCAACCCUUUCAUCGUAUACUGUCAAAUGCAAAAGGAAGCCUUAGGCAAGACACGACGCUCUGCGUCCGAAGCAAGAAAAAUUAUGGGCGAUAUGUGGCGCAGAUGCACAGACGAGGAAAAAGAGUAUUACGCGCAUUUGACGGAAGCGGAAAAUGAAAGAAGACGUCGGGAUCAUAUUUUAGAUAUGCGCGACCGCGCAAUUGCCGACUGGGAAAAGGAAGAAGCACGCCGGAAAGGUCUCUUGGCCGCUAGCACAUUGGAGGCAUCUGCAGACCACUUUCGCGGUCUUUUGCUUGAAAACUACAUGAGCGAGCGACACGAAGUAGACAUGAAUAGACAAGAAGAGUUAGAAAGUGAUCCUGCUGAAGAGGAGGAUGAGGAAGACGAGGAAGACAACGAGAUGGCCUAG